AUCGAAACUAUGAUGUAUGAAGAGGAAAAGGUUGUGGGCUUUAGUCAGACAAGCCUGCCAUGAAGAUUCGAAUGCAAUUGCCCGCUCACCAGAGCGUAGAUGGAAUAUCUCCCUUGAUGUGCAGGCAAACUUCCGAGUGCAGCACAUGUCUUCCCGCUCUACUGUGGACGAUGAGUCCUUUGACCAGACGCAUGGCUCGGGGCGACUGCGGCUCCAAAACUUCACUUGUAGCAGAAUUUGACUGCCGUGGCGCCACCUCCAUUUCUCUCCAGCUACGCUUCCAGAGGAUAAGGUGUGUUGUCUGACAUCUCUAGAAUUUGUGAAGAUGAGUGCGAAAUAAUCGAAUCGGAGAAUAAGACUCGUCCGAGGUCCUGUGAUACUAUUACAAAAGGUGUACGCCGAAUCGGCAUGCGCAAUC
Marchantia polymorpha subsp. ruderalis is the source of this 418-nucleotide messenger RNA. Lineage: Eukaryota; Viridiplantae; Streptophyta; Marchantiopsida; Marchantiales; Marchantiaceae. The record is from the annotation of a GenBank genome assembly.